Messenger RNA from Orycteropus afer afer, 645 nucleotides. RefSeq names its product ceramide-1-phosphate transfer protein (gene CPTP). The record is from RefSeq and is a predicted model, not a curated record. Bases 1 to 645 code for a protein of 214 amino acids. Gene Ontology annotation, biological process: intermembrane lipid transfer; ceramide transport. Gene Ontology annotation, cellular component: membrane; cytosol; cytoplasm. The transcript has 2 exons. Lineage: Eukaryota; Metazoa; Chordata; Mammalia; Tubulidentata; Orycteropodidae. Gene Ontology annotation, molecular function: ceramide 1-phosphate binding; ceramide 1-phosphate transfer activity.
AUGGAUGAUUCAGAGACAGACUUCAACUUGAAAGUUGUCAUGGUCAGUUUCAAGCAGUGCCUCAAUGAGAAAGAGGAGAUCCUGAUGGACCACUACCUCAGUGGCUGGCGGGGGCUGGUGAAGUUUCUGAACAGCCUGGGCACCAUCUUCACGUUCAUCUCCAAGGAUGUGGUAGCAAAGCUACAGAUUAUGGAACAGCUGCGCAGCAGCCCACAGGGUGAACACUAUGUCAGCCUGCAGUCCAUGGUGACCUAUGAAGUAAGCCACCAGCUUGUAGACCUGCAGCGGCGUGCACACCACCCAGACUCGGGUUGUCGCACUGUACUGCGGCUGCACCGUGCCCUGCACUGGCUACAGCUCUUCUUGGAGGGGCUGCGUGCCAGCCCCGAGGACGCCCGCACCUCCACGCUCUGCACUGACUCCUACAAUGCCUCACUGGCCACCCACCACCCCUGGGUCGUGCGCCAGGCUGUCACCGUGGCUUUCUGUGCCCUGCCCACGCGCAAGGUCUUCCUGGAGGCCAUGAAGGUGGGGCCGCCCGAACAGGCCGUAGUGAUGCUGAGCGAGGCGCUGCCCUUCCUUGAGCGCGUUUACGACAUCACCCAGAAGCUCUAUGCAGAGCACAUGCUGCUGGACUUGCCCUAG